Molecule: messenger RNA, 246 nt
Organism: Sphaeroforma arctica JP610
Lineage: Eukaryota; Ichthyosporea; Ichthyophonida
Exons: 1
Source: RefSeq, a predicted model, not a curated record
GACUUUGACGAGAAUGUCAACGACCCCGAAUGGCAAUUGGCAUUCGACGUGUACGAUCUGAAACCGGCGCUGAGCCACUCCAGCAUCAAGAAAUUGCGCGCCAAAGCGCUUCUAAAUAUGGGUGGUACGUCCAAAACGAAAACUGGCGGCACGAACUCCUCACGCGUUAAUCCCACAUCCACUGACUUCAUUGUGGACCGCAACGGGUACAGGUACGUGUCAAAACGUUUAGUUCGCUACGCUUGA